GGGCAGGGGCCGGGGCAGGGCGGCGGCGGCGGCGGCACCAUGGCCGGCAUCACCACCAUCGAGGCCGUCAAGCGCAAGAUCCAGGUGCUGCAGCAGCAGGCGGACGACGCGGAGGAGCGGGCCGAGCGGCUGCAGCGGGAGGUGGAGGGGGAGAAGCGGGCCCGGGAGCAGGCCGAGGCGGAGGUGGCCUCCUUGAACCGCCGCAUCCAGCUGGUGGAGGAAGAACUGGAUCGCGCCCAGGAGCGGCUGGCCACGGCCCUGCAGAAGCUGGAGGAGGCCGAGAAGGCCGCGGACGAGAGCGAGAGAGGCAUGAAGGUCAUCGAGAACCGGGCCCUGAAGGACGAGGAGAAGAUGGAGCUGCAGGAGAUCCAGCUGAAGGAGGCCAAACACAUCGCCGAGGAGGCCGACCGGAAGUACGAGGAGGUGGCACGCAAGCUGGUGAUCAUCGAAGGGGAUCUGGAGCGCACGGAAGAGCGGGCAGAACUGGCCGAAUCUCGCUGUCGGGAAAUGGAUGAGCAGAUCCGACUGAUGGACCAGAACCUCAAGGGCCUGAACGCGGCCGAGGAGAAGUACUCCCAGAAAGAGGACAAGUAUGAAGAGGAGAUCAAGAUCCUGACAGACAAGCUUAAAGAGGCGGAAACUCGGGCCGAGUUCGCCGAACGGUCGGUCGCCAAGCUGGAGAAGACAAUCGACGACUUGGAAGACGAGCUCUAUGCGCAGAAACUCAAGUACAAGGCCAUUAGUGAAGAGCUGGACCACGCCCUCAAUGACAUGACCUCCAUAUAAACUGAAACGCACCAAAGAAGACCACCUGUGCACACAGCGGAUGCUGGACCAGACCCU
This is a messenger RNA of Ornithorhynchus anatinus (platypus), 843 nucleotides long. Its product is annotated as tropomyosin alpha-3 chain. The coding region runs from base 40 to 786 and encodes 248 amino acids. The record is from RefSeq and is a predicted model, not a curated record. Gene Ontology annotation, cellular component: actin filament. Gene Ontology annotation, molecular function: actin filament binding. NCBI's taxonomy places the organism in Eukaryota, Metazoa, Chordata, Mammalia, Monotremata, Ornithorhynchidae. Gene Ontology annotation, biological process: actin filament organization; muscle contraction. The transcript has 9 exons.